Messenger RNA from Fusarium proliferatum ET1, 4131 nucleotides. RefSeq lists its product as uncharacterized. The coding region runs from base 1 to 4131 and encodes 1376 amino acids. Lineage: Eukaryota; Fungi; Ascomycota; Sordariomycetes; Hypocreales; Nectriaceae. The record is from RefSeq and is a predicted model, not a curated record. The transcript has 9 exons.
AUGACUUCCACUAUUGAGAUGCCUCGCUUGCCAGGAGACGUUCCAUCCUUGACGUCUUCCACGCUCAAUCACGUUGCGAAGGUAGCUGUGAACAAGGGCCGCGCAACAAGGAAUGCUCUGUAUAGGCAUGCGCAGUUUCUCAACUCUCUUCCUGAAGGUGCAAAGGCCUAUCACAAAGACAACAGAGAGGCACAAGGCCUUCCACGAGCCUAUUCCAUUCAGUUCGCUGAUCCUACAGUCGACCAGGACCAUCCAGAGCUGAAGAAGCUUAAUGGUCAAACCCUCAUCAUUGGUGAACAUGGCUCCAAUAAUACAGGUAUGCUCUUGAAUGGACACAGAAUCUCCCCAAGCCAUACCGCAUUUUCGCCUGCCACCAGCAGCUACUCUUUCAAGGCCACAAUCCCAGCUACCGAAGGCCAGCAGAAUUCUGAUGUCGCUGGGUUCGUGAGUCUUAUAGGACAAGAGCCGAGUGGUGUCCUUUCUGUGGGUAACAGGACAUUCAACAUCAGGCUUGACCCACGCAAGGUAUGGUUCAACGUGAAUAUCUCUGCCAACGCUGGAGCAUACUUCAGUACCGGAGAUAGCACUUUGAAAUGGGACAUAACCAGUUCCGCAUGGAAAGGAGCAACCUGGGAAACAGCUGGUUUGACCUUUGGGUACGACACCAAGAAUAUUGGCGAUGACAUACAGGCUCGAUGGGCGACCGAGAACACCUUCAUCGAUAAUGCUAGUACUCCGCCAACGAAAUUUGAUCUUGCGGCUUCAGCGGCUACUUAUGGAUCCAUUUACACUUGUACCAUGUCAACUGGUAGUGGCCCUGAUGCCACAAUGGUAACCGAUGUCAUCAUUCCUCCUCCUGCUGCACCUGCAAGCAGAGCUAACAUGCCCAUCAAAUCCGUGUUCCCAACUCUGUGGGAAAUAACCUUCUCACCUUUUGGAGAUAGCUUCAAUGGGGCUUACAAAGACGCCAAUGGGGACGUUUAUGCCGUGUCCGGCACAGUCAAAUUGGAUGAUACCGAAUCCCUCGUUAAUAUCCUGUCUACUGUGCCGGAAGGAGUUCCUGUCAAGAACAUCAACCCUGUCACUGCCGCGGAACCAGGACCAAGCGCCAGCACCUCUCAACCCGCACCAUUGCCUGGAGCGAACGAACCGGCUUCAAACAACAUCAAUGGCAAGUUGAUCGGAGAAGGCUCCAUGGAACCAUCGUUUUCCAUGAUGACCACUACUGUUUCAAGCCAACCUCCCUUGACUUACCUGGAACUUUUGAACAUGAACCCCAUGGUCCCAGACUCUACCAGCGCCUCGAACUAUCGGGAUUCCGUCGCCGAGCUGGCAAUGCAAGACUUCCAUGAACUAAUCAUCUAUUUCAUGGAUUCGGACCUUCGCACAACAUUCAUUCAGGCUACAGCGCCUGUUCUAACGCCGGAUGUCUUGGCUGUCGCGACUGACGAUGCAGCAUCUGGAAAUGGUGAAAACAAGACCUUCUAUCAAAGUCUGCAGGUCCCUUAUAUUGUGUCCAUGCUGGCGGCGGGCACAGUUUCCCAAGGCAAAUAUUGCAAUGGCUUACGAGCUAACAAUCAGCUGAAAGAUAUUCCCACACAUUCCGAUGUCUACAAACGACACUCAGCCAAACUUUAUCGAAUACAUUAUCUCCAACAUUUCCCUGCCAUGAACCAGUUUCUGCAAGAUCAAAACAAUACCGACUACACGAGCCAGAUCGACGUGAUCGGGAAUCAGAUGAAAAGCGACAUUGCUGCCAAGAGUGCCAAUGUGAACGACCCCAGCAACCCCGAUUACUCUAAGCAGCUAGCGGCAGCUCAAAACGAUGUCAGCAACUUGAUUACAUGGGCAAAGGACCAAUCACUAUACUGGGCACUCCAGUUGCUCUACUACGUUGAGAACUCCGCUUUGACAAACUGGUACACGCAGUACACCACUGGCACGAACACUAGCAGUUUGAGCAUGAUGCAGAAACAGCUCAAUACAUUGUUUGGAAUGCUGGAGAACAACCGUGUCAACCCAUCUGGGCCCAACUUCAUGGAAGCAUAUAACGACGACAUGCGUCUUUUCCAGAUGACUUCAAUCAUUCCAACGCUUGUUGACAUUCGCGGAAACUCGGUUGAGAUCACUACCUUGAUCGACGAGUGUCUGGCCGACUACAUCGAGAACUUCAAAGUUUCGACCAACCCAGAUCAUGUUGCAGCACUCGCAGCGGCUGAGCAGCUGUAUGGAGACAAACAGCUGCAGCAAAAGUUCUGGGAUUCUCUUGCAAGCGCCUCUCGUGUCGGCGUCGCUGCUAGCUCAUGGAGAAACACUAUGUAUUUGUGGGAGAAGACAAUUGUGCAAGCCAACUGGUUCAAGAGAUUGGCUGCUGGUGGGAGGCUCUUAGCUGUCUUUGAAGCAGCAACUGGUGCGGUUCUACUCCUAUUGCCUCUGAUCCCAGGUAUGUGGGAUAAGAUGGAUAGCUCACAGAAGUUGGCUUGGAAGCUAGCAUUGGCAGGCCUCUGCGGUACGAUUGUAAUCGGCAUUAUGCAAGGUCUACUCCGAUUCUACUACCUUUAUGGUGAUAUUUCUGGUUUCUGGCCAAGCUUGAAGUGCUGCCUUGGGUUUGAAUCGGUGGUUGAUGCAAUCCCAAAUGCCGCAGAGAAGAUACAAGGGGGCUUUACCAAGUUCUUUACUCGAACCUGGAAGCAGACCCUCCGGUUACAAGAGAAUACUGACAACGGACUUGUCGCUGAAGGUGAGGGAUUUACUAAAGUUGAGCGCGUGAUUGGUCGGAACGUGGGUGAAGUCAUUGGAACUGUCGCUGGCUUGGCACUCGCAGCUGCCUCUAUUUACUCGUCGAUCAUCGACCUUGAGCGUCAGGGCGUCCCAGCGCUCAGAGCUAUGGACAUUCUGAUGAUCAUAUCGUCCGCCAUACAGAUCCUUGCUGUAGCUGCAGGCAUGGUCGCUGCAUUUACUACAGGAACCACCUUGGCCGCUGUGACCUUGUGCGCGACAUGGGGGGGUCCUGUGGCUAUCGUGUUUGCCAUUGCUGGCUUGAUUGUGUACCUCAUCUGGGAGUCCAAACAGACCACUGUCGAUCCUCUCACUGCGUUCCUAGACGAUGACGCUGGCCCAGCCAAUCUUCGGAUGCCGGGUGAAAAGCAAGCACCGGAGUACUUUGGAAUUGUACCUGCCACCUCCAGCGAUGCAGCCCUCGUUGGACUUGCAAUUUCUGGCCCACUAACAUCAGCCCCAGAAACUCAGCAGCAAUAUCUCAAACUCGACACCGAUGCCAUGGCUCCUGCUCUAGUUGGCCAACCCGACUACAGUCUGGACACAAUUUGGAGCUUGGAAACAGACCCUUACGGCAAUAGCAAGAUCUACACUGCGGCAUAUUCCAACACCACUGAUCCUGCUGGACAGGCCAUUACCACUCAAACUCUAUGGUACUUAGGUACUUCAGAUGACAGUACGCAGGUUGUCUUCCGCCAGCUGCCUUCUGAGGAUCAGUCGGCAGAUCAGCAUAAACAGGUACUACCGCAUGUCCAGUGGACGAUUGAUGUGCUCACCACGCCAACCCAAGACGUGCCAGACGUCGUUAACGGUCAGGGCGUCGUAACAAAGCCCGGAAAUGUACUCAGUGCCCAGGUCAGUAUAUCACAGGGUGGGGCGCAGUUAGGUCGCUGGAUAGAUCCCCAGACGAUGCAAAUGGAUGCAGGGCUAUCCCUGGUGACUGAUGGCAAUGCCGUCAACUCAGCGGGCAAACAGUUUUGCGAAAACUGGCUUUUUAAGAUGGAGCCCAUUGGACCGCCACCGUUCAAGUACUUGAGACCUCACUGGACGAUUUACGAUACUGAUACGGAUACCACUGAUGUCCCGCAUUUCUCCCAGGUCGGCACAUCCAGCAGUGGCUUACAGUGGACUAUCACCCCUGCUUUGCCAGCUGGCGUUCUUGAGCUCGUCACAAGUUCUGAUGCUGAUGAACUGAAUGAAGGCACUAUUCAACAAGUUUCCGGAAAGACAGCACCGGUAAUGGCAGCUACCACUUACACUGUCUCAUGCUCGCUUGUAUAUCAGGGCAAGAUAUGCUCAACACAAACGGCAGAGAUUGUCAUUGAGGUGGUUCACGAUACUGCUGAUGACUGA